AUGGGCAAAAGCGACAAAAAGGAUAAUUCAGAGCAGAUCUUAGAAAAGAAGACAGACAAGAAAGAAAAGAAGGAGAAAAAGGAAAAGAAAGAGAAAAAAGAAAAGAAAAAGGAAAAGAAAGACAAGAAAGAAAAAAAGGAAAAGAAAGAAAAGAGAAAGAGGGAAGACAGCAGUGAUGACAAGUCUGCAAAGAAGAGCAAAUCAAAUAAUGAACAUAUAAAAGAAUCAGACAAUGCAACGGGUGGAUGGAAUAACUGGGAUAAAGCAAGCUUUGGAGGCGAUGAUGCCAAGAAAGACAAGUUCUUGAGGCUGUUAGGUGCAAAGAAAUCAAGCAGUGACAAUCAAGAGAAAAAGAAAGGCGGUUUGUAUGGAAGUCUAAAGAGUGCCAUUGAUGAAGAUGAGAAUCAUCGCAUCAGUCAUGAUUUGGAAAAGCAGUUCGAUCACGGUUUACAAUUUAGAAAACAAAUGCAAAAGGGCAGACGUGGAGGCUUAGGAUUUAAUUAA
Rhizopus microsporus ATCC 52813 is the source of this 504-nucleotide messenger RNA. RefSeq lists its product as uncharacterized. The transcript has 2 exons. Bases 1 to 504 code for a protein of 167 amino acids. NCBI's taxonomy places the organism in Eukaryota, Fungi, Mucoromycota, Mucoromycetes, Mucorales, Rhizopodaceae. The record is from RefSeq and is a predicted model, not a curated record.